AUGGAUGCCAAUGUGCAAUUAAUGAGCGACUCGGCUAAGCGGCGACGCGACCAGAAUCGCCUAGCUCAACGCAAGUUUCGCGGUGAGCAUCCAGUAUCCAGCAAGUGCCAAGCUGUGUCGAUCAUACCGCUAAUCAGAGUUUCGUUGACAGAGAAGAAGCGGUGGGCGGCGCACAAUGUUGCUCUAGAGGCGUCUCAAUCACAUCAGUCGAUUUCAACAGUCAACAACGUGGAAAUCCCGAUCAACUCCUUGCCGGCGUUCCCGAAUGCAGUCCCCAGACGGACAGGAACUCUGUCUCCAAACGAAAUCCAGAUCACUAGCACAAGGCCAGGGCCCAUAGAGCACCUCGAUCUCGACGCGAUUCACCCGUUAUGGGAUCAUAUCAACGCCGACCUCUCCUUUCCAUCCGAUUCAUUACCCCUUCAGCCAAGCUUAGCACACGCGAAUUUCCCUCACAGUGACUCCUCCAGUCCCACUUCACACACGGCGCUCUCCAACAGCGCAUCAAGCAACCACAUGAGGUCGCUUUCUCAAUCCGAAAAUAGCCAUAGCCCGCCAUUCCAACGCAGAACAUCCGAUUCCGAUAUUCGCCCAGACGGCCAAUGUCUCCAGCUACCACAUUCUCACAAAGACGAUACGGUACUGGAACUGAUUACAUCUGCAAGAAGUGAUAAGGGAUGGAUUGGCGCACUUCACAUUGCCGCUCAAGGGAGGCGCGGACGUCAAUGCCAAAGCACACAAAUGUCCGUAUACGGGCAAUGUCAUGCCGCUGAUGGAUCGUCAGCGAUAACAUGGGCGAUGACUUGGGAUGGGGACUAG
Penicillium odoratum is the source of this 819-nucleotide messenger RNA. RefSeq names its product bZIP transcription factor. The coding region runs from base 1 to 819 and encodes 272 amino acids. Lineage: Eukaryota; Fungi; Ascomycota; Eurotiomycetes; Eurotiales; Aspergillaceae. The record is from RefSeq and is a predicted model, not a curated record. The transcript has a single exon.